Messenger RNA from Uranotaenia lowii, 1476 nucleotides. RefSeq lists its product as uncharacterized. The transcript has a single exon. Bases 1 to 1476 code for a protein of 491 amino acids. The record is from RefSeq and is a predicted model, not a curated record. Gene Ontology annotation, molecular function: nucleic acid binding. Gene Ontology annotation, biological process: DNA integration. Lineage: Eukaryota; Metazoa; Arthropoda; Insecta; Diptera; Culicidae.
AUGUUGAAACAAUCAGAAUUGCUGAAUGCGGAAUACGAGAUCUAUCGAAUGGCGCAACGAGAAGAAUUUCGCGAAGAAAUUAGCUUAUUAUCAAACACAAAAAACGUUAACCCUCGGAUUCCCAAGACCAGUGUGCUCUACGGACUUUCACCCUUUCUCGACGAAUACGGAGUAUUACGGAUGAAAAGUCGAAUUUCCAAUUGUCGGUUUAUAGAUCAGAAUACUGCCCACCCAAUCCUGCUCUCGAAAAAUCAUCAAGUUACUAAUCUAGUUGUUGAAUUUACUCAUGAGCACUACCAUCAUCUAAACCAUGAAACUGUGGUGAAUGAGCUACGACAGAAAUACCAUAUCCCUAAGCUUCGCAGAGUAUGUAAUAAAAUUUAUCGCGACUGCCAAGCAUGCAAGAACGCUAAAGCUCGCCCACAAUCUCCGAUGAUGGCUGACCUACCCCCAGCAAGGCUUGCAUCAUGUUCAAGACCAUUUUCAUAUAUCGGGAUCGAUUAUUUCGGUCCAAUGCACGUAGCAGUAGGGAGACGUGUCGAGAAGAGAUGGGGAGUGUUGAUAACCUGUUUGGUAGUUCGAGCGGUACACUUAGAAAUAGCCCAUUCCUUAACUGCCAGUUCCUGUAUCAUGGCCAUUCGAAACUUCAUUGCUAGACGUGGCACCCCUAUCGAGAUCUUCAGUGAUCGUGGAACCAAUUUCGUUGGAUCAAGUCGAGAGUUGUCGGCAGCUGUUCAAGAGUUAGAUCAAGACAAGGUUAUGAAGGACCUCGUAUCGGCCGAUACAAAAUGGACUUUUCUACCACCCAGCAGUCCGCAUAUGGGCGGAAGUUGGGAAAGGCUUGUGCAAUCGGUUAAAAAAAUCUUGAAUAACAUGAACCUUCCAAGGACUCCCACCAAUGAAGUUCUUCGUAACAGCCUACUUGAGAUCGAAUUUAUCAUAAACUCGCGUCCCCUCACCUACAUCCCUAUUGAGAACGCUUCAAGUGAAGCUUUGACGCCCAACCAUUUCCUGCUUGGAUCCUCACACGGUUUGAAACCAUUGGUGUCGUACCAUGACAGCCUCGCUACACUUAGAAACACAUGGAAAACAUCACAAGUUUACGCCAAUCUUUUCUGGAAAAGGUGGUUAAAAGAGUACCUGCCAACAAUUCGUCGUCGUCCUAAAUGGCAUCAUCCGGUGAAACCUAUUGCAGUCGGUGAUGUCGUGGUCAUCGUUGAUUCCGAUUUGCCCCGUAACUUAUGGCCGAAGGGGCGAGUGGUUAAGGUCAACGAGCAUGCCGGCCAAGUUCGUAGUGCAACUGUGCGGACUUUGUCAAACGUGUACGAACGACCUGCUGUGAAAUUGGCGGUUCUUGACAUCGGUGCAACAGAGUGUAAGCCAGGAACGGGAUCAGGCUUACCGGGGGGAGUAUCACGUCACCUACGGACGCACCGCAGUCACGCAUCGAACCCCCACAUCAUUCGCCGUCACUGA